Molecule: messenger RNA, 751 nt
Organism: Symbiodinium necroappetens
Lineage: Eukaryota; Dinophyceae; Suessiales; Symbiodiniaceae
Source: the annotation of a GenBank genome assembly
GAGCGACAAGAGUUCCAAGGGAAGCUGGGAUGCGCCCAUCGUGGACGUGCUCGACCGGCUGAAUGUGGAGGAGGAGUACUGCACGCUUAGCUCUUGCAGCGGCCGAGCAUACCUUUGGCGCUGGCAGCCAGAGGAGCUUGAAGGUAUGCAAGAGGAGACUGAGAUGGAGCAAGCCACCUUUCAAACCUACUGGCCAAGCAAGAAGAGGAGUGCCCACGCCUACUCCCAAACCUGGCGAUUCCACGUCUGCCAUCGCUUUGGCGAUCUGGAUCUCCCCAGUCUGAGUCGCCUUGAAGACGCUUGGCGCGUGCAUUCCGACAUCGAGGCUGACGCUUCCGAGAGCGAAGCGCUGCCGGACGGAGGGAUGCUCGGGGCCGAAGAUGCUGCCGAAGGCGCAACGGAUACAGAGGCCGUCGUAGCACCGAAUGUGAUAUGGCUGAAGUACGAGCCUUUGGUCUGCCAUGUCGCCUGCAGGAGCUGGUUGGGGGCUACCAGGCUGAUCGAGCUGAGCCGCCCAGCAUUUCCGCGCAGCUCCCUGCUGUCAUGGAAGAAACGCUUCGUGGUGCAGGUGAUCGGAGAAGAUCAUCUUGACAUGCCCGUGGCAGAAGUCCUUAGCGAUGGGGCCCUGUCCUGGUUUGGCGGCCCGCGACUUCGGCAGUUCCUCCAGGAGACCAUCUUGCAGCAGAAGUUUGCCAAGAAUCUCUCCCGGACAGAGCUCUGGCGCCAUUCACUGCUGGAUGGACUGCGAUGA